AUGGAAGAGGAUUUUCGUGUCGAAAAGCAGACGUACAGUUACAAUUUUUUGCCAGAAGUACUUUCUGACAUUCGUGUUGUCGUGGGAAUAGAUUUUGGCACAACAUUUUCGGGCUUUGCAUGUGCUAAUAUUUACUCCCGUGAUGUUAUAACUAACCAAAGUUGGCCAGGUGUAAAUGGCCAAUUUAAAACUAAUACUGUUUUACAAUAUAAUGAAAAUUAUGAGGGUGUUGUUGAGUGGGGUGCCCGUGCUUUGGUUCCAGAAAUCAGCCGACGAGAGAGUAGAGCAGAAAACUUACCAAGGCCAAUAGAACUUUUUAAACUUCAUUUAGGCAAUGUUUCAAAAGAUCAAAAGUCAAAGUUACCAUUCGGUCUUACGACUGAAAGAGUUAUCACUGAUUACCUUCGCAAGAUGGGCGAGGUAAAAUUAAUAAAAGAAACUGUCGAAAAACAUUGGCCAGGAACAAACGAAGGAACAAACUUUUUUAGAAUGGUACGUUUAGUGGUUACCAUUCCUGCAGAAUUUACUGAGGAAACAAAAGCUAUUAUGAGACACUGUAUUUACAAAGCUAAUUUAAUUAGCAAUAGUGGUACACAAAGCUUACAAUUCACUACAGAACCUGAAGCUGCCGCCGUACACUGUAUAAAAGUAUUAAAAGACCAUGAAUUGAAAGUCGGAUCAACCUAUCUAAUUGUUGAUUGUGGAGGUGGAACA
Molecule: messenger RNA, 714 nt
Organism: Dentiscutata heterogama
Lineage: Eukaryota; Fungi; Glomeromycota; Glomeromycetes; Diversisporales; Gigasporaceae
Source: the annotation of a GenBank genome assembly